CCAUAGUGACUAAACGAAAAAGCUUUUAUACCAUAGGGACUAAAUCUGCAAUACAUCAAAAGUUUAAUUUAGGGAAAUUUUGAACAGAUAUUAAAUAGAUGCAAAAAUUGGGUGUUGGUUGCUGAGGGUUCAUUUAGAUCCCGUAAAGGCUCCUUGUCCAGACACAAGAAGUAUAAAGAUCCUUCUCCAUUGUGCAACGAAAUCUAACUGGACUGGAAUUUUCUCUAGAACAUUCAGCAAAAAUAUCUGCAACGCUCUUCUUUUCAGACUUCCAAUCACCGGAACCAACCACUAUGCAAGUCUCCGGCGGCGUAUUUAGCGAUGUAACCGCCGUCUUCUAUCCGUCUUCUACACCUCCUUGUUGUGCUAGGUCGAUUGAGUUCCGACAUGUCCAUGCUUUUUCUGAAUCUAAGUUUCUUCCGUCUAUCGGCUUUCUUAAAAGCUCUCCGUUCCCCAUGUCGAGAGUUGGAGGCGAAUCAUACCGAGCAAGGAGUUGUAUAGCAAAAGCUUCAGGUGGUUCAGGUAAUGGUUUGGUUCCAGUAGCGCCACUUCAGCUUGAGUCUCCAGUUGGCCAGCUCCUGGAACAAAUUUUGCAAACCCAUCCACAUCUGCUCCCUGCAGCCAUCGAUCAACAACUUGAGAAUCUUCAGAAUGAGAGAGAUGCUCAAAAAGAAGAAUCUGCUCCUCCAUCUAUGGAUCUAAGCCUUUACAAGAGAAUAGCUGAAGUGAAAGAAAAGGAUAGGCAGAAGGUAUUGGAAGAAAUAAUGUACUGCUGGAUUGUUCAGAAAUUCGUUGACAAAGAAAUCUCAAUGAUCCCAAAAGUAUCAGCAACCUCCGAUCCCGCUGGAAGGAUUGAUUAUUGGCCUAACCAAGAAAUGAAGCUAGAAUCGGUCCACUCUGCUGAAGCACUCGAAAUGAUCCAGAACCAUGUAGCUCUCGUACUCGGGGACCGCCUCGUGGGCCCCUUAGAGUCCACCGUCCAGAUCAGCAAAAUAAAACUUGGAAAACUGUAUGCUGCAUCCAUCAUGUAUGGAUAUUUCUUGAAAAGGGUUGAUGAAAGAUUUCAACUUGAGAGAUCCAUGAACACACUUCCUGAAGGUUAUAAAGAACAGCAAUCAAGCUAUUCAGAACCACCGGUCCCACAAAGCCCGUUUUGGGAUCCGGAUUCGUUAAUACGGAUCCAACCAGAUUAUGACGAAGAGGAGAGCUUCAUGAGUUCUUCUGGCGAUGAUGGUAAAUCAUAUAGAUUAAGAUCAUACGUGAUGUAUUUGGACGCGGAGACACUUCAGCGAUACGCAACGAUAAGAUCAAAGGAAGCAAUCUCUUUGAUAGAAAAGCAGACUCAGGCUCUGUUUGGAAGGCCAGAUAUCAAGAUAUCUGAUGAUGGUUCGUUAGGUGCAUCCAACGACGAAGUGGUUUCCGUUACGUUUUCUGGAUUGACGAUGCUGGUACUUGAGGCGGUCGCUUUUGGAUCGUUUUUGUGGGAUGCAGAAAAUUACACAGAAUCUAAGUACCAAUUUUUGAAAAGCUAAGAAAUUCAAGUAUUAAAGCAUAUAGAAACCUGCUAUAUGAUGUCUGAAUUGUGCCUUUCAUUGUAAGAAAACCUUCAAAAUAUUUGAUCCGCACCACCUCACAAGUGCGGGAUUCAGGC
This is a messenger RNA of Cynara cardunculus var. scolymus (artichoke), 1651 nucleotides long. Its product is annotated as UV-B-induced protein At3g17800, chloroplastic. The record is from RefSeq and is a predicted model, not a curated record. The transcript has 3 exons. The coding region runs from base 294 to 1532 and encodes 412 amino acids. Lineage: Eukaryota; Viridiplantae; Streptophyta; Magnoliopsida; Asterales; Asteraceae.